This is a messenger RNA of Heterobilharzia americana, 656 nucleotides long. NCBI's taxonomy places the organism in Eukaryota, Metazoa, Platyhelminthes, Trematoda, Strigeidida, Schistosomatidae. The record is from the annotation of a GenBank genome assembly.
UAUUUGUCCAUUGCGUUCCUACUGGAACAUAAGGCUUCAGUAUCACGUCACCAUCUCACUCCCUUAUCUUCAGUCUUCCCAUCCUGCCUCCACAAAUGCUCACAACCUCUCAUUUAUUACUCACACAAUAUCCUCCAUAUCACCCUCACCCAGGACACACAACUCCUCCUUUCCCAUUCACCUUCCACUCGAUGACAACACAUACCCUGACCUGUUGUAUGAUAUCCUCAAACCGUCUUCUCAUUGUAUGCACAAUCCUACCCAUCUCCACUCUAUUCUGCAUAUUUAUUCGACCACAGGUUAUUUCUUUGUUUGUUUGUUGGUUAGUUGGUUGGUUGUCAGGCACAGUGAGUCCCCUGUUGCCUAUUCUCAUUAUUCUCGCCAUCUAUGUGAUCUUCAGUGUCAGUCAGUGUUAGUGUUAGUGUCAGUGUCAGUGUCAGUAUCGAGUGAGUGUAGGUGGCAGCAGCUGUCGAUGUGGUGUAUGUGUGUAGUAGUUUGUUGGAAAUGCUUUUCGUAACGCACCACCAACAUACUCAACCAUAUGGUGUUGAAGAUCUGGAUCCUCUUCUUUAUGCUGAGCGCAGUCGAGCCGAGCCGAGCCGAGCCGAGUGGAGUGGAGUGGAGUGGAGUAUAUCUCCACACUGAUUUCAGAUUAA